Molecule: messenger RNA, 2403 nt
Organism: Kuraishia capsulata CBS 1993
Lineage: Eukaryota; Fungi; Ascomycota; Pichiomycetes; Pichiales; Pichiaceae
Exons: 1
Coding region: 1-2403 (800 amino acids)
Biological process (GO): mitophagy; protein localization to phagophore assembly site; autophagosome assembly
Cellular component (GO): extrinsic component of membrane; cytosol; Atg1/ULK1 kinase complex
Source: RefSeq, a predicted model, not a curated record
AUGAGUUCCUACCAGGAAGCUUUGAAACGGCAAACGAAGUCUGCUGCUUCGAGACAGUCUGAGAAAUUGACCCAGAUAGUUCAGAACUUCUUCGCAAAGGCCGCACACAUGAUAGUGCAAUCGCGUUCAUCUGGCACCAACUCGACGCAUUCGGCAAAGGCGAGCAAAUGGUUCAACAUUUCUCUCGAAGAUUCAGAUAUCCCGAAGGAGGACUUGAAACUGUGGAAAGGCAAGGACAUAUUCUCGUUCCAGCCUCUUAUCAUAGAGGUGUAUCUGGAUCUAAGGGAUCUUACUAGCGACCAGACUCUGAUACUGAAAGGACAUAGAAACGCUGUUAACGUUAGCAAAAGUGGCAAGAAGAGCGAGAUUGUGCUGGAGAGGUGGCUUUUGGAGUUUGAUCUCACCAGUUUUGACUCUGAGAACGUGGAAUUGCCUCUCAUUUACAAGAGGGUGAUAGUACAAUUCAGAGUGUUGUUCACGUUCCUCAAGCUACUCCCGGCUUUCAAAUUGCACGAGAACCUGAUGAAGGAUAGAAUGAGCGGAAAUUCGCCUUUGAAAGUGUCUUCCAGAGUCUUGGAUGGUUCGAGAUCCAUUACGUCGAAGGGCAGAAUCGGACUUAGCAAGAAGAUUCUGAAGAGCGAGACUGAUGAUCAUUUAAAGGGAAAGAAGUUUGAUCCCAUACUUACCCCUGUUGGUGCUUUGAGGUGUUCUUUAUCAUACAGGAAGAACUGUAACUUUUUGCUAAAUGACAACGAGACGCUGCUGUCUUCUCAUUUCAUCAGCAUGGAAUCCCAAACUCAACACAUACCGCAACAGCCUGCAACCUCACCCGUUGAUAACCCUAAACGGGCGAAUUCAUUAAGGAUAACAUCAGUUUUGAACCAAUCUUCCUCCCCUUCCCGAGACUUUUCACCAGCCCGAAGAACUGCCAGGACUAUGUCAAAUACGAGUGUUCAACCUUUCAAGGUGGGUUCAAUGGCUGCGUCACCUCCACCUUCCUCGAGACAAACCUCUGAGCGCAAAAACUCGACGGGUACAAAACCUAUACCUGUCACUGGGGGGUCCAAGUCCAACUCUUCUGCUUCUCUGGCUGCCCUGCUUCGGUCACAGAGAAACUCAUUUGGUACUAACGACAGCGCAUCCAUGCUGACAGGAGUUUCAUUACCCAAGUCCGUUGUUUCGUCAUCUUUGGGGUCUUAUCCUAACAGCUUGCCGGCCGGGAUCCCAGAACACGUUCUAGUUUCUUCUGGAAGCAGUGGUACACCCAAGUUUUUGUCAUCUUUCGGCUCGAAGUUACACAGGGGAUCUACAACAUCGCGGAAUAAUAGUCUUGAAGGAAACACAGGACCUAACUUGAUAUCAAAUCCUAUGUUGAAGAAAACAAAGCGUUCAGGGAGUGAUUCGUCGGCAUUUUCCACUGUUUUCUCGGACAUGGAACCUGGGAGCGGACUGUAUGUUGAUGAUGAGAUCGGGGACUUUGUGAAGAUGCUAGACAGCAAACCCGAUUUGAGAUUUGCAUCACUAUCGCCUCAAAAUUCGAACUCAUCCGCUGAUCCUUUGAAUCGCUUCCAGAGCUUAAGAGACCAUCACAACAUGUUUGGCGACAAUCUUUCGGCCUCGCUGAUCCAAUAUAACAAUCCUUUCAGAAAGGGAAGUUACUCUUCUGUCGUUGAAAGCAGGAGCGACAGUUCAUCUUCUGCAUACAGACAGGGGGCCAGUGAAUUCUCCGCUUCCUUGCCAAUGGGACAUUCCCACCAUGAUAUCUCCAGUACUCCCCUGAAGGAGGGAACCACUGCAGAUCUCAUAUCUGAAAGCGUGGAGCCUGGUGAGCCUUAUGAAUCUCACCACAGUCCAUUCAGAUCUACUUCAAGCCACGGAGCGUUACAAUUUGGCUCGUUGAAGCCGGGUCCUGGUUCUGCGUCUGUCGCACCACUGUCAACAUUGGCAUAUGCGCAAAUGCACAAAGAUGACAACGGAACCGACAUAUCAUCCACUCCUAUCCCAUCACACGAGGCAAUGGUUCAAAAAGUCAAGUCUGCAAUCAGCAGCAGCAGACGCAACAGUAGGGUUGGAAACCUCCCUCCGAAUGUCCAGGAUUUCCGUGGGCUUUCUUCAUCUGUUCCCACUCACGUUCCCCACGAGCCCAGAAGAUUGUACGGAAUCGACAAGCAAAUUGCAAGUACCGGAACUAGUUCUGCUACACCAUCUGGCUUCAAAGACCACAAAUUGGUGGUUCAUUCACAGUUCAACGAACAUGCCAUUGCAGAUGAUGACGAUGAAGAUGAUGAUGGGGACGAGCUUCAUUCGUCUUCGAAGAAAUACGGCCAUCACGAUGAUGAAGAUGAAGAGUUGCUGUUCGCAAUGAGCGACAUGGUGUUUGCUAAUAAAUACGCCCAUAAUUAA